AUGAAUAAUGGAAAAUUAAAUACGUUCAUUUUAUUUGGUGAUUUACUUUAUGAUAUGGGAGAAUAUAUUAAAUGUCGUAAUUAUUUUCAGAAUUUAUUAAGUCAUCAAUCUAUGCAAGAUUCAUCUAUUGUCAUUGAUAUUUACACAGGAUUAGGACAAGCAUUAAUUGGAACAACUCAAAUCGAUUUAUCACAAAAGUACCUUCAAGAUGCUUAUGAUUUAUCUCUCACUAUCGAAUCAUCUCCUGGUAGACGUGCUAAAAUAUUAAGUCGUAUCGGUGAUAUAUAUAGGUACCAAGGCAAAUUUAAUUAUGCACUGGAUUGUUGUUUCAAAGGAUUGAAGCUUCUUCGAAAAGAUACGGAGAAUAGAGUACUUAUUGCAUAUUUGCUAAGCAAAAUUGCUGGAGUGUAUUAUGAUAAAGGACAAGACGAUUUAUCAUUGGAAUACACGAAAAAAUCAUAUAAAUAUCUUGAAAAUUCGGCACCUGAAGAUCAUCCAUACAUGACUAGAUAUUAUAAUGAUAUGUGUAGGAUUCAUUAUCAUAAAGGAUCUUAUGAUCUAGCAUUAUAUUAUCAAGUAAAAGCGUAUGAAAACGAUAAAAAAAUCUUUCCUGCUGAUAACCACAUGUAUUUUAGUGUGGAUACUAAUAAUAUUGGUAAAUGCUAUUAUAAAAAAUACGAAUAUGAGCAAGCUAUGAUAUAUUUUCGACAAAGUUUGGAUAUAGCACGAAAAGUAUUAAAAAAUGAUGAUAAUUACUUAGACAUGGGCAUAGAAAUUAAUAAUAUUGGAAAAUGUUUCUACCGACAAAAAAAUUACUCCCAGGCAUUGAAACAGUAUCAUAUUAUGUUACAAUUAUUAGAAAAGGCUAAUUUAAAAGAUCAUGUGGAUAUGGCUUAUACAUUAAAAAAUAUUGGUGAAGUUUAUUUAGAUCUAUUAAACUUUGAUCUGGCAUUAGAUUAUUUUGAUCAAGCACUUUUUAUAUAUAAAAAGAUAUUUAAUGAUUUAGAGCAUCGUGAUAUAGCAAAAUGUUUAAAUCUUAUUGGACAAAUUUACUAUUAUAAAAAUACUAACGAUGAUGAAACAUGUUUAAAUUAUUACAAUAAAGCAUUAGAAAUAUGGAAAAAUGUUUUACCUUCUAAUCAUUGA
Adineta steineri is the source of this 1146-nucleotide messenger RNA. The record is from the annotation of a GenBank genome assembly. Lineage: Eukaryota; Metazoa; Rotifera; Eurotatoria; Adinetida; Adinetidae.